Hevea brasiliensis (rubber tree) is the source of this 2274-nucleotide messenger RNA. RefSeq lists its product as uncharacterized. The record is from RefSeq and is a predicted model, not a curated record. NCBI's taxonomy places the organism in Eukaryota, Viridiplantae, Streptophyta, Magnoliopsida, Malpighiales, Euphorbiaceae. Gene Ontology annotation, molecular function: nucleic acid binding. Gene Ontology annotation, biological process: DNA integration. The coding region runs from base 1 to 2274 and encodes 757 amino acids. The transcript has 6 exons.
AUGGAGGUGGCCUAUCACAGGCCACCACCUCCUGCUUUUGGUGCUGCUUUCUCUUUGCCUGCAUUUCUUAGGAUGAUUCUUGAUAUCCACAGCGAGUGGAAACAAGAAACAGUUGCCCGAUCCAGUACGAGUGGAAUAUUGAGCAAUGGCGCAGUUUCCUUGGCAUCAUAUCACCUCCGCGGGGAAGCUAACGAGUGGUGGCAAUGGCUUCGACGAACUUAUGCUGAGGCCGGAAAAGGGGUAUCGUGGGAAAUAUUCUCAGAAGAAUUGUGGUCCCGCUUUGGGCCCACCGACUGUGAAGAUUUUGACGAAUCUCUCUCCAAAAUUCAUCAGACUGGUGACUUACGUGAUUAUCAAAGGGAGUUUGAACGAUUGGGUAACAGGGUGAGAGGUUGGACUCAGAAGGCACUAGUUGGAACCUUCAUGGGGGGACUUAAAUCUGAAAUCGCAGAGGGGAUCAGAAUGUUUAAACCCAAGACCUUGAAGGAUGCAAUAAGCUUAGCUCGAAUGAAGGAUGAGCAAUUGCUUCGUCAUAAAAAAGCAAUUCGCCCAUCUCUCCAAACGAGUAAUUUCUCUCCAUCAAAAAGCAAACCUUCCACUCCUGUGAAGCGACUAACACAGGACGAGAUGCGAGCGAAGGGCACGGGGCUCUGUUUUAAGCGUGACGAAAAGUUUGCUCUCGUCACCGCGUUCGGUUCGACUCAUAACUUCAUCAAUGAGAAAAUCGCCGGUUUGCUCAAAUUGCCGGCCAGGCCAACAACACCUUUCAAUGUUAAAGUGGCGGAUGGAAGUCCAUUGCGAUGCACCGGAAAAUUCAAGGAUAUUGCUUUUUCUCUCCAAGGAUUUCAUCAAGUCAGGAUGCAUCCUCCUGAUAUUCAUAAAACGGCCUUCCGAACUCAUAACGGCCAUUAUGAGUAUCUGGUGAUGCCUUUUGGGCUGUGCAACGCGCCCUCCACAUUCCAGGCGCUAAUGAACACUGCUUUCCGCCCCUACUUAAGAAAAUUCGUCUUGGUUUUCUUUGACGAUGUUCUUAUUUACAGUCCAUCAUGGGAGACUCAUCUAGAGCAUGUGCAGUUGGCAUUACAGCUACUGCGGCAACAUCAAUUUUUUAUAAAGCUAAGCAAAUGUGCUUUUGGACUCAAACAAAUUGAAUAUUUGGGUCAUGUGGUUUCUGGAGAUGGAGUGCAGGUGGAUAAAUCGAAAAUCAGUGCAAUACUGGAUUGCCUACUCCAACAACAGUCACUGAAUUACAUGGGGAUUGGUGCAGUUCUGUCACAGCAGGAUCGGCCCAUCGCUUUUAUGAGUCGUGCUUUGGGUCCCUCGAAGCAAGCUUGGUCUACAUAUGCUAAAGAAAUGCUUGCCAUCUUGCAGGCAAUCAGAACAUGGCGUCCUUAUAUUUUGGGUCGUAAGUUCUUUAUUCAGACGGACCAGCGUAGUUUGAAAUACUUGGUGGAACAGAGAGUUGUCACUCCAGAGCAACAAAAUUGGGUUUCAAAGUUACUGGGUUAUGAUUAUGAGAUACUUUAUAAACCGGGCAAAGAGAAUCGGGUCGCAGAUGCUUUAUCUCGCGUCUCUGGAAUUCCAAGUCUAAAUUCACUAUUUUUGCCACACUCUUCUCUUUGGGAUCGCAUUAAAGCUACCCUCACUACUGAUCCAUAUAUGCUUCGAAUUGGUCAAUUGGCGUCUGAUCGCCCUGGGCAACCUUACAUUUGGAAGAAUGGAUUGAUUUUUUUUAAGAAUCGGGUGGUCAUUCCUCCUCAGUCUGAUCUCCCUACUCAGCUUUUACAAGAGUUCCAUGAUUCUCCUUCGGGUGGCCACUCUGGAGUCCUCCGCACAUUUAAACGCAUCGCACAACAAUUCUAUUGGCCUCAUAUGCGAUUGCAGAUUCAGAAAUAUAUUGCGGCGUGCUCGGUGUGUCAAAAAAAUAAGUCUGCUACGACUUUACCAGCAGGUUUACUUCAGCCAUUGCCGAUUCCUCACCAAGUUUGGGACGACAUCGCAAUGGAUUUUAUUGAUGGGUUGCCUCCUUCCUCUGGUAAAACUUCUGUUCUGGUAGUAAUUGACAGAUUGAGUAAAUAUGCUCAUUUUUUGCCAUUGUCUCAUCCAUACUCUGCUAAGGUCAUAGCUGAAUUAUUUGUAAAUGGAGUUGUCAAGUAUCAUGGCAUGCCUAGGUCGAUCGUCAGUGAUCGUGACCCAAUUUUCAUGAGCCAUUUUUGGCGUGAGUUCUUCAAGCUCUCUGGAACCCAAUUAAAUAUGAGCUCUUCGUACCACUGA